Molecule: messenger RNA, 753 nt
Organism: Botrytis byssoidea
Lineage: Eukaryota; Fungi; Ascomycota; Leotiomycetes; Helotiales; Sclerotiniaceae
Exons: 1
Coding region: 1-753 (250 amino acids)
Source: RefSeq, a predicted model, not a curated record
AUGAACGAUAACUUGUUCAGAGCAAUGCGCGAUUUUGUCGUAAUCGGCAAAGGUGGCAUAAGACUCACUUCGCACAGAGAACUUCUCUGUGAUCACUUCAAAUUCUUCAGAGCACAUCGAUUGAGACGUGAUCCUCUAGAAGUCCCAGCCAUGACCGAGAAGAUGUUUGAUUCUCUGAGUCUAUACUCACAAAGUGGGAGCCUAACUCGCUUUGCUGUCACACCCCUCGUUCGCAAUACAACUCAUACAUUCCGAAGCCAUACCGGCCGAGAACGUUUCGAAGAACAUGCUCAAUAUCUGCGCGACCUUUACUACGCCGUCGAGCUAGUCGAUGAAAAGCCACUUAUGAACGAAGUCAUGGACGAGAUUCAAGACCUUCAAGCUGCUGCUUAUUCCUUUAUCUCCCCCAGAACGAUCCAGGAAAUCUACGCGAAUACGAAACGAUUCAGUCCCUUACGUCUCUAUGCUCUCUUCUCAAUGAAAAACGAAACUGAGAAACGUACCGAGCAGAGUUAUCGUAGUCCAAACGAUAUGGUGUGGUUCACCUACGCAUUCUGGGCAGCUUCUGAUGGUGAAAGAAUAGAUUUAGACGAAUUCUGCCCAGACUAUGAGUUUGUUGGUAUGAAAUGGGCAUCAGAGGUAAAAUUCGAUCCCACUAUCAUAGGUAGCAGAUUUGGAGAUCACGGCUGCGAAUUUCAUGAACAUGAUGACCCUGAAGAAAUUGGGAAGUGCGGCCUACUGAUAAGUUUCUAG